AUGGAGGAGGGUGGAGCAUUUUCAUCUUCUCCAAAUACAGCUAUUAAAGCAUGCCGUGGUAGUCUCGAAGGUUAUCCUGUUAGUGGUUCAUCUAUACUAGGAAAAUAUUCACAAGCAGCGAUUGCUGUUGAUAAUGCUAUAUGUUCACGAAUUGGUCGCCAAAUAUUGGAACGUAAUGGUACAGCUGUUGAUGCCAUUAUAGCAGCAGCUAUUUGUAAUGGAGUUAUGAAUCCCCAUUCGAUGGGUAUUGGUGGUGGAUGUGUUAUGGUUAUUUAUUCUAAACAAAAAAAUAAAGCAUAUAGUCUUAUUGGAAGAGAACAAGCACCAUUAGCUGCUAAUUCAACAAUGUUUAUAGGUCAUGAACAUAUGUCUAUGAUUGGUUUAUCUAUUGGUAUACCAGGUGAACUACGAGCUUAUCGUAAAGCAUAUUCUGAAUUUGGAGGAGGUGUUUCAUGGAAAGAACUUUUUCAACCAACAAUUCAAUUAUGUCGAGAAGGAAUUGUGAUUAGUAAAGUACAAGCUACAGCUAUUAAUGAAACAAAAUCUGAUAUUCUUAAAGAUCCAGGAAUGAGAGAAAUUUUUGUUAAAAAUAAUCAAACAAAUGAAUUAUAUGGUGAAGGUGAUACUAUACAACGACUUAAAUUAGCUCGUACACUUGAAAUCAUUGCUGAAAAAGGUGAUGAUGCUUUUUAUACAGGUGAAUUAGCUGAUGUUUGUAUGAUCUUUUUUGAUCGAAAUACAAAACUAUGA
Rotaria sp. Silwood2 is the source of this 750-nucleotide messenger RNA. The record is from the annotation of a GenBank genome assembly. NCBI's taxonomy places the organism in Eukaryota, Metazoa, Rotifera, Eurotatoria, Philodinida, Philodinidae.